Sinocyclocheilus rhinocerous is the source of this 2217-nucleotide messenger RNA. It is a transcript of the gene p4htma, whose product is annotated as prolyl 4-hydroxylase, transmembrane a. The record is from RefSeq and is a predicted model, not a curated record. Gene Ontology annotation, biological process: peptidyl-proline hydroxylation to 4-hydroxy-L-proline. The transcript is spliced from 8 exons. Bases 426 to 1706 code for a protein of 426 amino acids. NCBI's taxonomy places the organism in Eukaryota, Metazoa, Chordata, Actinopteri, Cypriniformes, Cyprinidae. Gene Ontology annotation, molecular function: L-ascorbic acid binding; iron ion binding; procollagen-proline 4-dioxygenase activity. Gene Ontology annotation, cellular component: endoplasmic reticulum.
UUGUAGCUUGGCGUCGGUUGCUUCGCGUUGCUUGUAGGGCAAAUGACAGACGAAUAUAAGCGGUGUUCUUGUUUUCUUUCUUCGUUUAUAAAGGAAUCGUGAGUUUUCCCCGCUUUAUUGGUAUAAUUAAUCUGUUAUGUGUCAGACUGUCAGAUUUGAUCGCCCACUGGAUUAUACGAGCGCUGUGAAGCAGCUGACAUCGUCCUAAAUCGGAAGGCAUUCCUGCACAGAUCCUUAUCAUCACACACACGAUGGAGCAUUUAUAAACGAGUGGCCAAUAUCUGCAUCUGAACCGCGGUGUAGGCGUGUGUUAGCUCGGGGCUGUGAUGUCUGUGAGCAGCUGUCAAACCAGCUAACCUCCGCUGGCUGUAAACCCCGGCUGAUCUGCUCAAAUGAGAGGUUAGAUCAGUGCAGUGAUUUAGGAGAUGGGUGAGUAUGAGGACCGUCUGCAUGAGCUCGAGGGGGAGGCUAAUUAUUUCCCCCCUCCACCGCGGCACCCAGGCGGCCGCGAGCGACUCCACAUCCAGAAGAGCAGCGUCUGCUCCAGGGCGUACUUCGUGGUGGUCAUGGCCUUCUUCCACAUCUAUAUAAUAAACAUCAUAGCUUUGCUGCUUUAUGUGCACUAUAACACGGGGUCUGGGGAGCAGGAUAUACCCCUGGAGAACAGUGCUAGUGCCCCUCGACCCAUGCCUACUGAGCACCGGACCCCAUCCUCAGCAAACCUGAGCCCUGAGCUCUCCUUCCAGCUGCCGCGCCUGGAGGGCAUCCGGGUUGGACAUGUGCAAAGAGUUUCUCUGGUUCCUGACCGGACCCAUAACAUGCGCACCCUCAGCUUGAAGCCUCUGCUGUUUGAGAUCCCGGGGUUCCUGAGUGUGGAGGAGAGCAGUGUGGUGAUGCAGCUGGCCCAGCUGAAGGGCCUGACCCACAGCUCUCUGCUCACAGCGCCAGACAGCCAGGAGGAGCAGCUCACUGAAGACCAGCUCUUCAGCCUGCUCGACCUCAACCAGGACGGCCUUCUGCAGAGAGAGGAGAUUUUGAGUCUGUCCCAUUCGACUGAUGGAUCUUGGCUGAGCUCAUACAAUUUACGGAAAAUCCACACCGGGCUUGAGACCAACCCUUCUGGUAAAGUGACCCGUUUAACGCGACUGCCAUCCUCAUUGGUCGAUCUCAGCGAGCCAAUGGAAGUCGUCCGUUAUGAGCAGGGCGGCUACAGCCACGCCCACCACGACAGCGGUCCCACCAAUCACGACAGCAGCUGCGCCCACACACACCUGGCAGCUAAUAACUCCGCCUCCAAGCAGGUCGCAUGCAGGUAUCUGACGGCCUUGCUGCAUCUGAACUCGGCGGAUGGAGGUGGAGAGACCAGCUUCCCUGUGGCUGACAACAGGACAUACGAGGAGGAGGUCUUAGGUGAUCUCUCUCAGCAGUACUGUGAUAAAGGUAAUCUGAAGGUCAAACCUGUAGCUGGAACCGCUCUGCUGUGGUACAACCACCUCUCAGAUGGCAAUGGUUGGGUUGGAGAGCUGGAUGAAUUCUCUCUGCACGGCGACUGCUUAGUCACUCGGGGCUUCAAAUGGACAGGAAGUGUGUGGGUGAACAUCGACCCUGACCAGCAGCGGCAGGAGCGCUACCAGCGUCUGGUCUCAUGGCAUCCAGACGGCCAAAGCAAAAAGCCCGAGCACGGAGACCUUCACCAAGACCUCUGAACCAGACGAUCAGACAGCUGAUCCAGAUUCAGUUUCUGCUAAUGUGAAGCCUUGUUUAGGAAAGUAAAAGCUGGUGCAGUAAGAGAUACCCGCUGCUGUGAGCUUUACCUUUAUAUAGCUGUCAGCCCCUGCUCCGGUGACAUAUCAUUUAAUAUUCAUGAGUUCAACGGGGAAAUUGCUUUCAAUAAUAGCUAAACGUUCACUGAUGCAUAGUUUGCUGGUGUCGCACAACUUAUUUAUUCCCUAUUUAUGAAAGCGUUUUAGUCAAUGUGGUUCAAAGUUAUUAUUUAUUUGUCAAUUUGCUAUUUAUUUAAUUAUUUAUUAUUUAUUCAUAUAUAUCAAAUGUGGUGUGUACACACACACAUAUAAAUAUAGUCACAUAAUGUGUGUCUAUCUCAGGUUUGGUUACGCACAGGUUGUCUUUUUCCAUUUUAAUGCGCUAUUGCAAGCAAAGAAAUAGUCAGAUAUGUAAGUUAAAUUAAUUAUGAAAUAAAUUCAUAUUUAUAGAAGA